AAAGCACUGCUCCAUGCAAACUGUGUAUUCACUCAUCUUAUUUCAUCGGUUCAGCAGAUACCGGUACUGGUGUCUUAUCACAGCAUUGCCACUGCUACAGCAGCUAGCUUGCACUUUUUUGUGGUCACAAUUCCAGCAACAACCAAAACACAAACGCACCAAACAAUAGUACAGAAGCCAACCUCAACGAUGAAGGCACCCAAAAUUGUACGAAAGCUCUCUCCUAGGCGUAUCUUUGGAACCAAAUCCAAGCAGCAAAAGGACACAACCCCGCAAAAGGCAGAAGAAGCUCCUGUUGUUAUCAAACCAGACACUCCUAUCGUCAUCAAGCCCAACCUUGCUGAACGAUCCUGGCGUGGUUUUCUUCAACCACUUGAAAAUGUCGCUUGCUCAAGAACAGUGGGAGACAGCGGCAGUCUGGCCUCCAUCGACGAGUCAAUGGAAGAGCAAACAUCUUCUGAACGAAAACGGUUUCUAGCCGCCAACAAUGGCAAUGAGAGCAAAGCCAUGGAGCAAUUGCAAGGAUACUUGCAAGCCAGAAAUGAACACCAAGGCACUCAAUGUCAACUUGAACGCCUCUAUGAAAACCUUAUUACUGAACAUGGACAGGACUACUAUGAUUGGAUGGUAGCCUCUGAGGCUGCCAAGCAAGCACACAAUGUUGCUCAGGAUACACCAUUGCCACGUAUUGUCCGUGUCCACACCAUGGACAAUGGUAAAGAAGCUUGUGACCUUGACGGUCAUCGAGUCCUCCACUUUCUCCCAGCACAACUGGACAAAAGCAUCUGCAGCCUCAAGACAUACACAUUGGCCAUCUUCCUUUACCUGGAUCGAAAGCUUGGCCGUGACUCCGAGGAGCAAGUCACCAUCCUCAUGGAUCUCCGAGCUGGAGCUGGCUGGGCCAACCCCAAGGUCUUCAACAUUAUGCCAUUCAUUGAAGACACAUGUCAACUGAUGCUCAGCAAGUUCCCAGAACGCAUGCACAGAGCCAUCAUUUAUCCCCUCCCCUAUGCAUUGACCUGUGUGCUUCGAGGCAUUGUUCGCAAUGUCUUGGAUACCACAACUUCCAAGAAGCUUGCAAUCCUCUCCGGAGCUGCAUGGGUUGAUUCCCCUUUGCCCAAGCAACAACUCCUCAAGUAUGUGGAUGAAACAGUAGCAACCAUCUGCGAGGAUGCUCGCCUGAACGAUUUCAAGAACUAACUGUAUACAUAUAUCAUUCCGCGACCCACUCAGAGCCUCCAAUAUAUAUGUCCCGUGAACCAGUAAACGUCCAACAGACCUCCAAUAGACAGUAAUAGAAUAGACACAAUUUUGCAUAAUAAGGAACUAAUGAUUGACCGGUUCGUUCA
Molecule: messenger RNA, 1349 nt
Organism: Seminavis robusta
Lineage: Eukaryota; Bacillariophyta; Bacillariophyceae; Naviculales; Naviculaceae
Source: the annotation of a GenBank genome assembly